CCCGUCUUCUGUUCUCCUGCUCCGCAGCUGCUGCGGAGGUGUCCUCCGAGCCUCGCACUCGUAGACGCAGAACCGACGCCCGGUUGCGAUGCCGCGUGGAAGCCGAAGCCGCACCUCCCGCAUGGCCCCUCCGGCUAGCCGGUCACCUCAGAUGAGAGCUGCGCCUAGGCCAGCGCCAGCAGCCCAGCCACCAGCACCGGCUCCACCAUCAGCUGUUGGCUCACCUGCUGCUGCACCCCGGCAGCCAGGUCUGAUGGCCCAGAUGGCAACCACUGCUGCUGGCGUGGCUGUGGGCUCUGCUGUUGGCCACACGCUAGGUCAUGCCAUCACUGGGGGCUUCAGUGGAGGAAGUAAUGCUGAGCCCUCAAGGCCUGACAUCACUUACCAGGAGCCUCAGGGAACCCAGCCAGCGUACCAGCAGCAGGAGCAGUUUGGCCCGUGCCACUAUGAAAUGAAACAGUUUUUGGAAUGCGCCCAGAACCAGAGUGACCUUAAGCUUUGUGAGGGUUUCAGCGAGGUGCUGAAACAGUGCAGAUUUGCAAAUGGAUUAGCCUAAUUAAUAAGUUCAAAUUGAAGACAUGGAAAAUCAUCUCUCAUGACUGAGUUAAUUUAGCAUAAAAAUAUAAUUGAUAAUGAAGAUACAAAGUGUGAAACCAUCCGUUAAAUCUCUCCUCUGUGAUGAAUCGUUUCCUUGCUUCAGAAUUGCAAUGGAAGAGGAUGUUCUUCUGUUCACUGAGAUGGGAUUGAGUUUGGGGCGGGGCACAUGUUUGUGUGGCCUCCUUUAACCAGAUUCUGUGAUGUUGGUAUUUGUGAAUUAAUUAGAAUAAAGUGAUUUUCUUCCAAAA
Molecule: messenger RNA, 845 nt
Organism: Equus quagga
Lineage: Eukaryota; Metazoa; Chordata; Mammalia; Perissodactyla; Equidae
Gene: CHCHD2
Product: coiled-coil-helix-coiled-coil-helix domain containing 2
Exons: 4
Coding region: 89-556 (155 amino acids)
Biological process (GO): positive regulation of transcription by RNA polymerase II; mitochondrion organization
Cellular component (GO): nucleus; mitochondrion
Molecular function (GO): sequence-specific DNA binding
Source: RefSeq, a predicted model, not a curated record